GUCGUACAAAGACACCUGGUUGCCAUCUGGAUCACUGUGAGAUGCCAGGUACUGGAAGUCAGCCAUUCCUGAAGAAUCAAGAUCAAGAAUGUAGAAAGAUGAUGCGCAGAUCGAGAAUUAGCGUCCGCCCCAAUGUGAAGCCCACAGGCCGAGCUCCGGUAGCUUCUCAAGAUAAUGUUCAGCUUCCCCAGGGUCUUGCUGACUCUGCUCCUUCUGAGGGGUCAGAGGUCAUGGCUGAGAAGUUGAAGACUGACCCACCUAUAGCAUUGGGGCGGAGUAAUGAGGAAGCCUCUCAGAGCAGCAGCUCUAAUAACCAGUUGGAGGCCAUUAGCCAUGGAGCGGAUGUAGCAUCUAAAAGUUCUGAUGCCCAGGAUUCAGCAAGCACCUCUGUGACUUCUGGCCCUCAGAGGAGGAAACGCUUCACAGCUCUGCCCAACUUAGCCAAACCACGAGCUUCCCCAGCCUCCUCUAGGACUCCUAAAUCACCAUCCAAGUCCCCUGUAAAACCAGUAACACCCAGUGAGACUGAAACAUCAACCCCCACUGCAGAGACAUCCCUUCAGAUACUUGAGCCUGGCCACAACUCCAGCGCUCCUGGAAGACGGAGACCUCCUGGAGGGGGCAGACAGGCCAAAGCACAGCCCAUCCCUGAAGCCCCACUGCGGAAUGACCAAGAGACAGAGACUCAAGAGGAUGGGGGAUUGGAAGACACUGUUGUACCGUUGAGCGUCCAGCAAGGGGAGUCCCAACGUCCCCUUAGAACUUCCAAACCUGAUACUAUUUUGGUUCAUGAAAACCCUCCAGAGUGUCCGGUUCCUCCUGCUGUGGAAGACAUGGUCGCACAGCAGGAGAGUGUUUCUGAGCCACCUCUGGGACAAAGCCAAACUGAUCUGUUAAGAGAAAGACUUAAAAAACUUCAGUCGCCAUUGAAAAUUCUCAAAUCGUUAAAAACUCUGAACGACCCGGCAGACAUGGUCAGGUUAGCUCAGGCACGGAAACUUCGGGAGCUUCUUAAAAAAGAAAUGAACAAAAACAAGGAAGACAAGAAGAAACCAAAGUUGGGAAUCAAAGAACGCAAGGCACCUAAAGAUCACACCAAAAUGACCAUGAGAGAGCUGCUCUAUUACCUGCCCGUUUCCAACCCAAUGAAGUCUUUCACUGAUGAAGAGCAAAAAGCAUCAGAGACAGAAUUAGAUGACUCUCCUACACCAACUUCUUCUAAGACUCCAGCUGUUCCAUCAGUUCAGGAGACGGUGGCAGAAGAUGCCGGUAAUGAGGAAGACGAGGAGAGAGUGGACGAAACUCAGCCGGAGGAGGAAGAACCUAUGGUAGUUCCCAGGGUGAAGGUGGCGGAGGAUGGCUCUCUGAUUAUAGACGAGGAGAGUUUAACAGUCCAGGUGUCAAGGGCAAAAGGACCCAAUCCGGCAGAAGACAGAGAUCCCAUAUUUGAACGUGGUUCUACCACCACUUACUCCAGCUUUAGGAAGGGCACCUACACCAAACCCUGGUCAAGUGGAGAGACUGAAUUGUUUUUCUUGGCCAUCAGCAUGGUGGGGACGGACUUCUCCAUGAUUGGUCAGCUGUUUCCACACAGAUGUCGAUUGGAGAUUAAGAACAAGUUCAAGAAAGAGGAGAGAUAUAACUCAUGGAGAAUAGAUAAAGCUUUCAAGGAGAAGCGACGUCUGGAUCUAGAUUUCUUUAAAAAAUUAAUGGAGCAGGUCCUAAAAGACGAGGAAAAUAAGAAAAAUAAAAACAAAGAGCUCAUCAAGUUGGCUAAAGCACAGAGUAGAGUCCAAAGGAAAGUGAGAGCGAAAAGAAAAAGAAAGGAAAUGGACACUUCAGAGGAUUCGGACAGUGAUGUGGUUGCAGGAGAAAAGGAGAAUGAGGACCUCUCAAAUGAUGGAGGAAGUGAUACCACUUCAAAGAAACACAGGGGAAGAGGGGCAAAUACUCCACAGAGGAGAAUCAAGAGGACAAACGGAGAGGCAAUAGAUGAACCCGAGGACUGUGAAAAUGCCACUUCUGAUGCUCAGUCACAAGAUGACAGCAGGUUAAGGGAAUCUGAUUCUUCAGAGAAUAUAAACAAGAGUCCUGCUAUUAAACCAGCUCAGCUCAAGGGUCGAUCCCAGAGACCGAUCCAGAACUUUAGCCGAAGAUGGGGAAACAGGCGCCCUGAGCCCAAAAGCAAUAUCCGGGAGGGCGGGACCUCAGUCACGGGGGAGGGUGAAACGGACAGGUCCACCAAGGUGCCUUCAGACUUGAUACAAGAGGGGAAGAAAAGGCUGUCAAAGGUUUUUCUUGAAUUGGAAGAUUUAGAGGAAGAACCUGACCUUAGUUCUGUACAUGAACAGAUAUUUAAUAAACCAACCAGGUCAGGAAGGAUCCCUAAGCUCUCUCUGCAUGUGAUGCAGGCAGCGGCAGAGGAAGAGGAAGAUGAGGAAGAGCUCUCUGAACCACCUGUGUCUUCCAAAACUUGUAAUCAGGGCAUCAAGGCACCCGGCCGGAGGGCUAAAUUAAAACCAGGCCCCACAUUGAAACAGGGCAUGCACAGGAGAGGGAAAUCUAGACUGGUGACCUUACUGGCCUCUGGAGCUGAAGAUGAUGAUGAAGAGGACGAUGACGUAGAAGAUUGUGUCCUGAGCCAGGAGGACUUUCCUUCAUACCCUGAAGAGGAAAACCAGGCAUUUGUGCCAAUGAGUCUACGCCCUCUACUGCCCGUUAAUUCAGAGGUGGUAGAAACAAUGGAAGAGCUGGACAUUUCUGUGAAUGUGCCUGAUAUCCUGGGCACAUCCCAGAAUGCUUUGUGCCCCGAGAUUUCAUAUGAGCAGGCGGCGUUGCCCGCUGGUCCUGUUACUUAUGAACACCAGUUGGACCUGCUUGCUGAUGUCAUUGAGUUUCUUGACCCAGACCACAUGGAAGUAUGUAAGGAGAUCAACAAUGAAGCUGCCCAGACUCUUCUGACCAUCGGGAACUCGCCUCAGAUGACCCAGACAUCCGAAAUACCCUGUACAGGUGAAAAUGAUAUUCUUGGACAGUCAAGCAUUGUACAUGAAGAGGUGGUCCAUGAAGAAGUUAUCACAGAAACAGCCAUCAUGUCCGGUCCUUCUGUAAGUUGCGAGUCAGAGUUGAAAGAUGAUGUUGAAUUUUCGACCUGUGAAACUCAUAUUCCAGAACUUUCUGCUGAAGAAACAAAAGAGGAGCCAAUCAAAUCACAGACAACUGAUGCUCAUCUUGGUCCCAUUCAGCAUGAGACACAGGAUUUGUCUUGUUCCAAUAGUGUUCCACCGCCUAAAAUAGGCCGUUUCUCCAAACCCAAACCCAAUAUUAGUCAAGGUCUGAGAACCAGACGAGCUCCACAACAGCAAAUCUAUCCAGAACUUGUUACAGAUUCUGUGGAGAGCUCUAAGGGUCCAUCUGUCACGGAAAAGGAUACAAAUGCAACACAACCCAUGCAAGAAGAUUCAGUUCCUGUGGUUCCUACUUACCCUGAGGUACUACAGCUAGAAAAAUCAUCUGAAAUAAGAGAAGACAGUCUCAAUGUUGUUCCUGAAAGAGUGACUGAAGAAGAUAAUGGAUCCGUGUCAUCUCUGAAGAGAAAGAAUGAUGAUAUAAUCACAGAGGAAAAAAUAAAAGAACAAGAAGAGGCGGGAGAACCACAACUGACUAAUAGUGUGAGUGAGUCUAAGAGCACAUCAGAUGAGCCUGCUAAACCUGUCAGGAGGUCCCGCGGACCCAAACCUAAACCCAACCUGACUCACACACGAACACAGACACAACACAAAACAGUUAUAAAUGAGAAACUGCCUGCUGCCGAGUCUUCCACGAGCACUUUCACUAAAAGUCCUGAAGAGGGUGCUGUAGUUACCACAGAAUCUGAUGUUUCCCAAAGUGCAUCACAAGAGGUUGCAUCGAUCACUGAAUCAGCACAGGCAGUCAAAGAUGUCACACCAGUUGUUUCUGAAGAUGAGUCCAGGAAGAAAACUGUGGUCAUGUUGGAUGAGAACAAAAAGACCAGUCCAGUAAAAGUUUUUGAAGACAGCACUGUGAAGCGUUUUGGAUGUGAAUCCGAAGAGAUAUCUGCUGAACCCACUCCUGAGGAACCUUUGUUUAUACUUUCUCUCACUGAAAUCCCACCCACUUUAGAUGAGGGGGCGGGCUUUAGGACAGAGCCCCUCCCACCGACAGCGGCGUCUGAGCUGCAUUCUCAUGGUCAAAGUGCUAAUGAGAGCAGGGAGGUAUCUCACCUUCUGAUCACAGAUGCUUUAGUUCCUGUGUCAGAGGAUGAGGAAAAGAAAAGUGGAGAGGGGGAUGUGGACAAAUGGAGGAAAGGAGGAUUGAAACGCAAGACACCAGCCUCAGCAUCUCAGGGGAGUACCGAAGGUGAGAGUCAGGCAGAACAUCACGUAGUGGAAUUAUUGGGAAGCCCUGUGGCAGAGGGGACUAAAGAUGAGAAGGAACAUCUGGAGAAGAAGAGAAAACUACCUGAGAGAACCAGGAGAGCAAAGCUGCAGGUGAAACCCAUCCCCAUUUCAAGGAGAAAUGCUCGAGGUGUGAAUGCUAAAGAGGACACAGCAGCGCUCUCUUUAAAAGAAACUAGCCCAUUACCCAUUUCAACACGAGAGACAAGAUCUGUGCCAGAGCAAACUGUGCCUGCUGCCGUUUCAACAACGGACAACUCAACAUCAGCCUCCAUCUCAGACAGAGAAGCAAACACAGACCUCACUGCGACCAGCGAUAAUUCUCGUUCACCUCAGCGAGAAAAUGAUCCUCAAGAAUCUUUCCAGAAGGGUCCCUCCCAAGGCAUCAUGGGACAGGUGGACCUCCCAGGCAAAGAGACAGUUGAGUUAGCUAGUGAACCAGACUCCCAAAGUGUCAGUCAGAUCACGCCUAUUGCCACGAGUGGGUCACUUACAAGACCUGGCAGAAGACCCAAGGGGUUCCUGUCCUUCAUUUCUUCUAAGAGUACACAAGGACCCCCAGCAGCUCAUCGAGGGGCCAAACCAGGCCCCCAAAAACCAGCAGUCAACACCGCACGACCUGAGAGAAAACGGAUAGCAGCCGGCCCUGUUACCAUGGCAAAAAACCCUGAUGUAAAGGGACCGUCACCAACUUCUGCUUCCACCACUGCAUCUGUCAUUGAGCAGAACUCAGAAGAAGAACCCACCAGUGUCUCCAAGUACUUUUUCAGUGACAUCUUUACUGAAGUUGAUGAGCUAGAAGACCUGGAUUGAGGUUGGAAUAACGAGCCAGGAACAACCAAGCAAGCAGUGCAAAAUAUAGAUUGACAUCAGUAGGGUGUAUAGAUGUGAAUGUGAAGUUUUUACCAAGAAGAACCACAACUGAAGAUAUGCAGUGAAGGCGUACCUCAAUAACUUUCGAAAUAUUAACAAUGUCUUUUAUUUUAUUAUAUUUUUUUCAAGGAUAAAUAAGUACUAAUUCACAUUAUGGUAAAGCAAAUAUGUUUUUGAUACAGUUGCACUCUUCGUGAUGUAAAGUUGAAAUACGACUCAAGUCUUAUUUGAGCCUAACUGUGUAUUAUUUGAUCGUUGGUCUUAACCUUCUGCAUUUUAUUUCCAGUUAUGAAUUGGCAACAUGUUCAUUUCUCUCAGCCAAUUCCUUAACAUCAUUUGGUUAUACUUGUAUUU
Molecule: messenger RNA, 5645 nt
Organism: Rhinichthys klamathensis goyatoka
Lineage: Eukaryota; Metazoa; Chordata; Actinopteri; Cypriniformes; Leuciscidae
Exons: 28
Coding region: 42-5231 (1729 amino acids)
Biological process (GO): RNA polymerase III preinitiation complex assembly
Cellular component (GO): transcription factor TFIIIB complex
Molecular function (GO): TFIIIC-class transcription factor complex binding
Source: RefSeq, a predicted model, not a curated record